AUGACAUCACCUUGUAUCACUGUUCUUUACAUGACAUCACCUUGUACCACUGUUCUUCACAUGACAUCACCUUAUACCACUGUUCUUCACAUGAUAUCUCCUUGUACCACAGUUAUUCACAUGACAUCUCCUUGUACCACAGUUAUUCACAUGGCAUCUCCUUGUACCACAGUUAUUCACAUGCCAUCUCCUUGUACCACAGUUAUUCACAUGACAUCUCCUUGUACCACAGUUCUUCACAUGAUAUCACCUUGUACCACUGUUCUUCACAUGACAUCUCCUUGUACCACAGUUCUUUACAUAACAUCUCCUUGUACCACAGUUCUUUACAUGGCAUCUCCUUGUACCACUGUUCUUCACAUGACAUUUCCUUGCACAACUGUUCUUCACAUGACAUCUCCUUGUACCACAGUUCUUUACAUUACAUCUCCUUGUACCACUGUUCUUCACAUGGCAUCUCCUUGUAUCAGGUUUAGGCUGCACACUCAUGGGAGCUGA
Candidula unifasciata is the source of this 498-nucleotide messenger RNA. NCBI's taxonomy places the organism in Eukaryota, Metazoa, Mollusca, Gastropoda, Stylommatophora, Geomitridae. The record is from the annotation of a GenBank genome assembly.